This is a messenger RNA of Eleginops maclovinus (Patagonian blennie), 6283 nucleotides long. It is a transcript of the gene grin3bb, whose product is annotated as glutamate receptor, ionotropic, N-methyl-D-aspartate 3Bb. Gene Ontology annotation, cellular component: plasma membrane. Gene Ontology annotation, molecular function: NMDA glutamate receptor activity. The record is from RefSeq and is a predicted model, not a curated record. Gene Ontology annotation, biological process: ionotropic glutamate receptor signaling pathway; monoatomic ion transport. NCBI's taxonomy places the organism in Eukaryota, Metazoa, Chordata, Actinopteri, Perciformes, Eleginopidae.
UGCUCAGUUCGAUCGUCAGCUGAAAGAGAAAUGCAGAAGGAGACACACACAGGUCUCUGUCAGUGUUUAGAUGAAGGUUUUAGAUCUUCUUCUUCAGUGCUUCUUAAAUGCUUUCCCUCCAUCAAACAGCGCCUAUGAAUCAACAACAACAAGCAGACACAUUUCACUUCAGCAUUUCCUGCCGAGCUGACUGCCGUCUGCCCUCGGUUACAUAAAUGUGGAGAUUAGUGGAGCUCCUUAAAUCAAACGCUCCCUCUGAAGGAGGAACGCAUUGUUGGGUCUGAUGAACGCUUUAAAGACGCCAGUGAAGGAGCGUUUCUCAGACAGCUCAGGGCUUAUAUCAAUAAGUGGAUAAAUAAAUAGAUGUGUAGAGCAUCGGCAGCAGUGAUGGAGCAGCGGCUCCCUGACAUUAAUAAAUGAUGAGUAAUAAUCAGGUCAGCCGGAGAGAGGAUCUGCAGCAGCUCUCGCUUAUUCCAGUUCUCAAAUUGAAGAAACUUUCUCACUUUGAUGUUCGUGCUGCCUUCAGGCACACUGCUGAUGUCACGGUCAGCCGGCUGCUCAUUGGUCCGUGAAAGAUAGUUCCUGUCCAGACAGAAACGUCCAAUUGGAGGCUUGUAUUGUGCUGAUGUCACGCGUCAUGUGGCUUCUUAUUACACCAUUGAAGAAAAGUGGACCAUUCAAUCAAGAGCAAACAAUCACAAGCUCCCAAUCUACUGAUGUCGUGGUUGGACGACUGCUUAUUGGUCAGGUAAAGAUAUUAAUCAUCCAGACAGAAACGUUCAAUCAGAAGCUCUCAUUUUGAUGAUGUCACAGGUUGGGGGGCUGCUUCCUGCGCCAUUAAAAGAAAUGUGUGACAUCAGAAGCUUUCAUUCUGCUGGUUUCACAUGUCAGGUAAUUGUUCCUUUAAAGGUAUUUAGUGUCCAGGUUGAAACAUCCGAUCAGAAGCUUUCAUUUUGGUGAUGUCACGGUCAACCAUCUCCUCAUGGGUCACAUGGUCCCGGAGCCUCCAGACCUUCCUCCUCCUGCAGCUCUUCCUCCCGCCCUGCCUCCCGCACCCGCAGCCGUGCCUUCUCCUGGAGCAGAUCGGGCACACUGUGCGCGUCGGGGCGCUCCUCCCGGCGCAGCGGGGGGUCCGGGUCCGGGUCCAGGCAGCACUGAGCCGGGCGGCGGCGGCGGUGGAACGGGACCGUGACAAGGACCGGGAACCGGAGAGGGACAACCGGGACCCGGAGAGGACAAACUUUCUCCCGUAUAACCUGAGCCUGCAGCUGGUGUCCCGGCAGCCGGCGGCGGCGGAUCCGGACUCGGUGCUUCGGUGUGUGUGUGCGGGUCUGGGGGGGUCGGGGGUCUCCGCGGUGCUUGCCUUCCCGCAGAACCGGGAGGACCUGCUGCAGCUGGACCUGGUGUCCUCCUUCAUGGAGAUCCCGUUCAUCAGCGUCCUGGAGCAGGGAGAGCCUAUCCAAACACAGAACCGGUUCCACCUGCAGAUGGCGAUGGCGGUUCCAGAGUCCGGUCUGUCCGACCUGUUGCUGACAGUUCUGCAGCGGUCCGGCUGGAGGGAGGGAACCGUGAUCCUGUGUCGGGGCUGGGAGGAGGCGGGGGGGCUGCUGCAGCUCCUGGACGGAGGCAGCAGUGCACCAUGGGACGGCGGGGGGGCCGAGGUCAGCUGGCAGGUCCGGGCGCUGCUGAAUCUGACGCAGUUGGCUCACGACGACACUCAGAUCCACGACUUCCUGUCCCGGCACUUCAAGCAGAACCGCUCGGCGGCGGUGCUGCUGUUUGGAUCCGACCCGCAGUGCGCGGCGGCGGUUCUGCGAGGUGCUCAGGACCUGGGCCUCACGUUACCCAUGAUGCACUGGGUGCUGGGCCAGCCUCUCAGCCCCGACGCGCUGCACGCCAUCGGGCUGCCGCUCGGCCUGCUGGCCUACGGCCCGGUGGACCGGAAGCCGCUCGACUUCUACGUCCGGGACGCCCUGCAGCUGGUCAGCCGCGCCAUCGCCUCCGCCGCAGUGCUGAGGCCGGACCGGGUGCUGAUCCAGAACCACGUGAACUGCUACGACCAUAGGCAGGCACUGGUGACCUCAGGGCCGUACCUGUCCAGCUACCUGUCCAACACGUCCUUCACCGGCCUGACAGGUCCGGUCCGGGUCCUGCAGAACCGGGUCCUCACGGAUCAGCGCUUCCACAUCUGGAGCCUCCGGCGGGACGCGGUGGGGCAGCCGGCCUGGGUGACGGUGGGCCGCUGGGAGGGCGGGUGCCUGCAGGUGGAGGAUCAGGGCGUCUGGCAGGGACCCAGACCCCCGCCCAGACCGGAAGGGGGUGGCGCCCGGACUCACUGGAGGCCCGGGGUGCCGGUGGCCGGAACCAGGGUCCGGGUGGUGACCCUGGUGGAGCAUCCCUUCGUGUUCACGCGGGACGUGGACGAGGAGGGCAGCUGCCCGGCGGGUCAGUUCUGCCUGGACGCCGGGGCCAACAGCUCCGAGGCCCUGGAGCGGAUCUUCAGGGAGGUUGCGGGGGGGAACGGCAGCCUCCUGCCCGCCGGGUUCGGCAGGUGUUGCUACGGUUACUGCAUCGACCUGCUGGAGAAGCUGGCCGAGGACCUGGACUUCCAGUUCGACCUGUACGUGGUAGGGGACGGGAAGUACGGCGCCUGGAAGGGGGGCCGCUGGACGGGGCUGGUGGGCGACCUGAUGAACGGGCUGGCAGACAUGGCCGUCACUUCCUUCAGCAUCAACUCGGCCCGUAGCCGCGUCAUCGACUUCACCUCGCCCUUCUUCUCCACCAGCCUGGGCAUCCUGGUGCGCAGCAAGGACACUGCGGCGCCCAUGGGAGCCUUCAUGUGGCCCCUGCACUGGUCCAUGUGGGUGGGCAUCUUCGUGGCGCUGCACAUCACGGCGCUGUUCCUCACGCUGUACGAGUGGAAGAGUCCGUACGGGAUGACCCCUCACGGGAGGAACCGCGUCCGGGUCUUCUCGUACUCGUCGGCGCUGAACCUGUGCUACGCCAUCCUGUUCGGACGCACCGUGUCCUCCAAGCCGCCCAAGUGCUGGACGGGCCGCUUCCUGAUGAACCUGUGGGCCAUCUUCUGCCUGCUGGUGCUGUCCAGCUACACCGCCAACCUGGCCGCCGUGAUGGUCGGGGAGAAGACCUUCGAGGAGGUGUCGGGGAUCCACGACGCCAAGCUGCACCAUCCCUCUCAGGGCUUUCGGUUUGGGACGGUGAGAGAGAGCAGCGCUGAGGAUUACAUGAAGAAGAGUUUUCCAGAAAUGCACGAGUACAUGAGACGCUUCAACGAGCCCACGACGCCUGAAGGGGUCGCCACUCUCAAGACAGAUCCCCCCCAGCUCGAUGCCUUCAUCAUGGAUAAAGCUCUGCUGGAUUACGAGGUCUCCAUCGACGCCGACUGCAAACUGGCGACGGUGGGGAAACCGUUCGCCAUCGAAGGUUACGGUAUCGGCCUGCCACAGAACUCCCCCCUGACCUCCAAUAUUUCAGAUGUCAUCAGCAGAUAUAAGUCUGAGGGUUUCAUGGAUCUGCUGCACGAUAAAUGGUACAAAGUGGUUCCCUGUGGAAACCGCGUGUUCGCCGUCACCGAGACACUUCAGAUGGGCAUCAGUCAUUUCUCCGGUCUCUUCCUGAUGCUGUGUGUCGGGGUGGGGGGGGCACUGCUGACGCUGGCAGGAGAGCACGGGUUCUACCAACUCGUCCUGCCGCACAUCCGGCGCCGGCAGAACCUCAAGUACUGGCUGCACACCUCACAGAAAAUCCACCGCGCGCUGAACAUGACGUAUGAAGACGUGAAGCGUCAGCGUGCAGAGAAAGAGAAGAGCUGUAACCUGGAGAAGCCUCCAGCUCCCCCAGGACCCCCGGGCCCCCCCGCCCCACCAGCCCCCGGUGCUUCGACCAGGUGGAACAACGAGGACGCCGCCGCUGUUGCUAACGACGCCCGAGACUUCAAACGAGUCCACUUCCAUCUGGAGACGCUCAACACGCGGCGCCUCCUUGCCCGCAUGGCCGCCUCGGACGCCAAGUCUAAACCUGAGGGUGAGGGGCCGGCCACGCCGAGGGCGGCGGGGGCAAACACCGGGCCUAACAGCAGACUGUGCGCUAACGGAGGGCCGGCUGCGUCUCUCGCGAGCCUGGUGCUUUCCCGACAAUCAGCUGCCCGGACUAAUGCCCCGCCCCCUGUAGUGGUGACCCCGCCCCCUGUAGAUGUGGCCCCGCCCCCUGUAUUUGUGGUCCCGCCCCGGCCGGGCGAGCUUCAGGAGCUGCAGGAGGAGAUUGAACAGAUGCGUGGGAGGCUGAGGACGGCUCUCGCGCGGCGGGCGGAGAUCCAGACCACGCUGACCAACCCUGUUGCCCUGGCCACAACUUCCCCACCCCCCGUGGCUCCUCCCACUGUCACUCAGCCCACCAUCGCCCCGGUAACGCUCCUCCCUGCCAACACAAAGUGCGUGACGACCAUGACGGCCCCCCCUCACAAAGUCCUGUCCAAAGUUCGGCCGUUCCAGAGCAGACUGUCCAAUCAGAGGAGGUGAUGCUCUGCACAGGUCACAUGACCCUCUGCACACGGUGGCCCCUUUAAAGCGCCUACAUUUUAUCUUGAGAAGUUGACCUCCCACUCAGAUAUAUAAACUAAGUCAGCGAAUUUAUUAUUUAAACAUCUCUACAACUUAGGGCCAUCAUCGCCUGGAAAAGCUGGGGGUUGUUUGGGUUUAAUUUAAUCCAUUUAUCACACAUCAUUUCCACAUUUUUGUCUUUCAUUUACAACUUUAAUCUCCACAGUUAAUCAUCGUUCUGCUCCGCCAUCUUAAUGUUUUACCCACAAUGACAAUUCUGCGUCCUAGAAUUCAGAUCUGUAGUUUACAUUUUAAUUAUCAUUUUGCUUAAAGCUGCCACUGGGAAAAUGUUCGUGAAAUUACAAGAUGUUUUAUAUAAAGUCAUUUUAAUAUUAAUGUUUUCCCUCCGUUUAAAAUGACCACCGCGACUGUUGUCACCUGAACGCAGCGCCGCCGACCUACGGGAGCCUCAGAGGAUCAAAAGCUGCAAAAUAAAACGAGGAGAAGAGCAGCGAAAUCCACUUUGUGUUUUAUAGGAACAGUUCAAGUUUACUAAAGAACAUUAAUGAUCAAUAAUCGUGCAGAUUAAUAAUUGAUCUUCAUGUUUUUAAUGGACUUUGAUCAUUAAGCCCCUGGGUUUCAUUUGAAAGGUUUUUGAUUUGAUUUGCAAAUAGAAAUAAGAUAUUGUCACAAUCCAUUCAUUGGUAUAUCAUGUUGUAUUAUAUUAUAUUUGUAUUAUGUUAUAUUAAUUGUCCCAAUUAAAAUGUUUUUUUACUUUUAAAACCCCAUUUAUUGAACAGGAAAUACUUUUUAAAAAUACGGUUUUUUUGUUCAUGAUAUUCAGACAUUAUGUAGACCACACGUUUUUAUAUGGCUAAACAAAGGUUUUAUAUUAAGUUUCUUUCUGUACAAAUGAUCCACUAAGACCUGUUAAUACCCUGUUUGACAUUCUUUUAUUUCUUAAAUGUUUUUUACAUUUAAAAAAACACUUAAGCUAAUUUUUCAAUUGAUUUUUUACUUCAUUUUUAAAAAACACAUCUCCAAGAUCUUCCGAUUCAAAAUGUUGAAACCGAUUUAAUAAUAGACAUCAGUGGGCUAGAUUGUUUAGUGAAUUAUAAAACUGUAAGUGUUUGUGAUGAAUCCUGAAGAGAAGAUCAUGAAGACAGAGAGCUGCAGUCUUUAUGAUCACACUGUUUUUAUUCGCUACACGGAUGCUAACUACAGCUAGCCGCUACACGCUACUCUUUGCAUUGAUGAGUUAUGAAAAUUAUAAAAUAAUAACUUUGAACUUGAAGGAACUGUCUGACAUUUUAACUUCUUCUUCUUUCACUUUAUAUAUUUUUAGAAUCAUCUCUGUGUGUCCAGGACUGCUAGUUUAGCUUAGCCUAGCUUAGCAAUAAGAAGGGAGUAGGGGAAACUGCCAGUGUUUGGUACUUAUAGGUUUUGUUCAGCAGGAUAAUCUCCACAUAUUAAUGAUUUCUGAAGGAAAAAAGCUCACGUGAGCUAUAAAGGAACUACAGCACCGCUAAGCUAAAGGCGGCUAAUGUUGGGCUAUAAAGGAACUACAGCACUGCUAAGCUAAAGGCGGCUAAUGUUGGGCUAUAAAGGAACCUCAGCACGGUCACAUGACUUCAGGUCACCACCGCUAAGCUAAAGGAGGCUAAUGUUGGGCUAUAAAGGAACUACAGCACGGUCACAUGACUUCACGUCACCACCGCUAAGCU